Molecule: messenger RNA, 282 nt
Organism: Penicillium taxi
Lineage: Eukaryota; Fungi; Ascomycota; Eurotiomycetes; Eurotiales; Aspergillaceae
Exons: 1
Coding region: 1-282 (93 amino acids)
Source: RefSeq, a predicted model, not a curated record
AUGGCGUUCUUAACACAAAAGACCGAUGCGCGUAAGUUUUGGUCAUCGGGUGGGAAUUACCUCCAACGAUCGACCCUCCAUACUCCUGCCCGGUGUAUCUCAGGAUGCGAGAUAUCCGAUGAUGAAAUCAAGUACCAAACAUUCGAGGGAUCUAGUGAUCCUGCAAGGGACACCGAAGCCGCUAUGAUUCUCACAGCAGACAUUAACGAUUCACACUCAGGGCCAAAGGAUCUCACAGAUGCAGUAAUUGCUUCAAUGAAGGCAUACGAUCUCAACAAAUAG